AUGAUGAGCAGGACUGAAUAUUUGUGGUGUUUGCUCAUGAUUGCGGUAGUUUAUUUCAAAAUUGUGGAAUCUGCAAUAGCUCAAGUUAGUGAUCUGAGUCCCUCCAACAGAGGUAUUGAUGCAAAAGGUAUCCUAUCGUCACUUGCCGCUAACUUUUUAUCUCGAGGAUACUACCCCACAGCUGCAGCAGGCUCCCAAGUAGUUUCAUUGAAUCUAACCAAUCUCUUAGUUCUUGUGCUCUUGAAGGCUCUCAUAUUUGCUGCAGGAUCAAUCGGUUUGGGUCAUUUGAAAGAAAAGGAAUACGGGUAUUAUGGAAGGAGUAUGAAUCAAAAAGAGCAAGAUCAUAAUCACAAUUUGGUCAUUACAGAAGAUGAAAUCAUGUUGUAUCUGGAGUACUUGACAGGAAACCACGAAUGUCUGAAGCAUAUAUCAUGUCAACAACCAGAUCAAGCCAGGGACUAUGCAAAUGCUGGAAAGCUGUUGCUGAAGGCAAGUCAACUAUUUUCUAUCGAUACUGAUGGUAAAUAUGAAGAUUUACUGAGAGAAGUAGAGGAUGCAAUUGAAAUUGGUGAAAAUAAAGGAAAUUGUAGUGCGUUUGUCUGUAAUUCCAAUGAUUAA
Messenger RNA from Coccinella septempunctata (seven-spotted ladybird), 618 nucleotides. RefSeq lists its product as uncharacterized. The coding region runs from base 1 to 618 and encodes 205 amino acids. Lineage: Eukaryota; Metazoa; Arthropoda; Insecta; Coleoptera; Coccinellidae. The record is from RefSeq and is a predicted model, not a curated record. The transcript has 3 exons.